AACGCAAAACAAAGCCCAACUCAGUAACACUCUUCACUUCACAACCAACCAUCCAUUCUUUCACACACAGAUCUGAGUUAGGUUAGGUUUAUUUUGAAAACAAAAAAAAAUCCCCAAUGUCGCAGCAAUUAGGGUUCGCGAUCGAGCUAUACCUAGACCCUGCGUUGGAGAAUCAGGUUCUGAAAGCAUGGAACGUUCUUGCGAGAAGACAAAUCAGCACGCACCUGAUAGAAAUGGAGUCUCGGCCACACAUAACCCUAUUCUCGGCGCCAUUUCUAGAACCUUCGAAGCUCGAAUCUCUCCUGAAAGGCUUCGCAUCGAAGCACGAUCCUCUCCCUCUCACCUUCUCUUCCCUCGCCACUUUCCCCAACGACCCCGACAACCUCCUCUUCCUCGCCCCAACCCCUUCCCUCUCACUCCUCCACCUUCAGUCACAGCUCUGUGACGCUAUCAGAAAAGAAGGCCUCGAAAUCGGUGACGAUUACGCUUUCAAUUCCUGGAUCCCUUAUUGCUCCGUUGCACACCAUGUCCCCAAAAACAGAAUGCCUGAGGCUUUCUCCCUCUUGAGGGAACUCAAGCUUCCGGUUUCCGGUUACGCCAUGGAUAUCGCUCUCGUUCAGUUCUCUCCGGUUCGGGAAAUCUUCUCGUUUGUGCUCGGCAACAACAGUUGAGAUACCAGUCUCAGGAGUGCUUGCCGGUGUGCUGGACCUCUUCAAGUUCAUGUGACCCAUCAUAUGUUCAGAAUUUCUAACUGAAUGGCUGGAGUAGACUGAAAUAGUUCAGCAUCCAAUGCUGAUUCGGAAUGGUUCUAUUUUGUUUUUGAAUAGUAAGCUGUUUGAUUUGUGUCCAUAACUCUUCUUCCUGUCAGAUUUUCCCAUGGCAGUUGUCUCUGGUUCUCUGUGUCGUCUUGUAUGUUGGGCUAUAUGAAGUCUAGUAGUGGCACGAAUAUAUGUGUGCUACUUAUGGGAAUCGCUAGUAAUGCUACUUACACCACCGCAUAACUGCUAAUGUGACUGCAUAUGAGUUAUGAUUUCUACCAAAGGCUCUCACCCUUUUUUUUUUUUCUUGCUUAAACUCUGACGCAGACACAUUAGCAGUUGUGCUGGGAUUGAUUGUGUAAAUAGCUUUUCUCAUAAAUACCCAUCAUUUCUGGGAAAAGUAAAGAAAUGCUGUUUGUUUUAGCAUUUUAUAUUUCAUCAAUUUUAGUCUAUACUUUUUAUUCUUAGGUUUAUAAGAACAGUUAAUACUUUGGUGGAUGGUAAAUUGGUAAUCCAUUUGAGUUCUUAUCCAUGGUCGGAGUCUGGCAGUCCCCAAGCUAUUUGCUGUGGUCCAUAAGUAACUCCAUUUUAGGCUGUAUGGUACAUUCCCUUUUUUAGUAUGUGUUGUAAUCUGAUGAUUUUAAAAUAAUUAUAUUUAAUUUCAAACCACUUUGUAGUUGUAAA
This is a messenger RNA of Glycine soja, 1442 nucleotides long. RefSeq lists its product as uncharacterized. Lineage: Eukaryota; Viridiplantae; Streptophyta; Magnoliopsida; Fabales; Fabaceae. The transcript has 2 exons. Bases 117 to 671 code for a protein of 184 amino acids. The record is from RefSeq and is a predicted model, not a curated record.